UGGUAACAGGAUUUUUGUUCAAUUAUCACAUUUUACGAUUGAAGUGUGAGUGUCAUAUCAAUUUAGAGUUUUUAUUUUGAUUUGUACUUCAUUUAGUGUAAUAUAUAAGCUGUGGAAUGUAUAUACUUUGAUAUUGACCAAUUUUGCUUUUAAAUUUUCUUGUAUUUGUUGCGUUGGCUACAUUUUCGUUCGGAUCUCUCUUAGGCACCCCGGAGAAUCCAAACAGACCAUAAAUUUAGCUCACAAAUAUUUACAUUUGCCGCGCCGGGGUUUAUCGAAAUAAAUUUAAACAAAGAUUUUAAAUAAAUUAUAAUAUUAUUCAGUAGUUAAUAUAUUAAUAAUAAACUUAUCGUUAAUAUUAUUAUUUUUUUAAGUAAAAUGAAUCGUAGAACUAGUGAUUCAAGUAAAUCAUCAGUUAAAAAUGCUAGAUGUUGUGCAAAUGAGGUUAUCAAAGCUAAAAAUACAUCUAAUUUACCUAAAUCAAGCUCUAGUGGUGUCGUAGUUCUUGAUAAUGAGACGACUACUGUUGAAGUUACAGUUAAAAAAAGAGGGAAAAAAAGUUCAUCAAAUGUUGACAAAGUGACAGUAAGCAAUGAAAAAUUAUCUGGUGACAAAAAACAAUCUCAUGGAUUUGAAAAUCAUCACUGGAGUAGAAUUUUACGCGAGCAAAAUUUAUCAACGCUCAAGCAAAAUUAUCGUCCGUGUUUAGCUAAAUCCCAGCAGGAAUUAAAAACCAUCCAAAGACAACGGUCAUCUGAAAAUAUUUAUGAAAGAGAAACUAAAAAAUUAACUAACCAAAGAAAUUCAUCGAAAAACCACAAUAACAAUAAUAAUGAUUCAAUGGAUGACAUUUCGUCAAAACAAAUUACGCCAAAAAAAUUGAAUCGUGAUAAUAGAUAUUCUUACAACGGAGGAAUGCCAUCAGCUACGUCAACAAAUAGUAACACUGAGUCGGUAUUUGUAGUUGAUCGUGGUGUUCAAUGUGGUGGUAUUUAUGACGGAACAAAUGAUAAUUUUCGUAAAUUAAAUCCUGUUAGAACUUUAGCAUUUUUAAUGAAAGAAUUAGAAAUUAUUAUUGGUGGUGGUAGAGCUGGUGAAAUUUUAACUGAAAUGGAAGAUGCUCUUUUACGAAUUCCUGUUGAAUCAGGACAACCAUCUCACAUGGACUUAGAAACAAUUGCUGCUAAAGCUAAAUUAGAAGCUAAUAUAGCGAAAUUAGAAUCAACUUGUAAGACAAUGGAAGAGGGAUACAAAUCUGUUCGUAAAGAGAAUACAAUACUUCAACAACGGAUCCAAGAAUUAUCAGGACUAUUGAAACAAACGAAACAGCAAGAAAGUGAAUUAGAAUGUGAAAUAAAACGAUUACGUACUGAUUUAAAUGAAGCAUUAAAAAAUGAUUUGGCAAGCAGAAAACUUAUAAAUGAAUUACGAGAAGAGAAUAGACAGAUUGGUGUAUUAAAAAAAGAAUUGAAGGACGAAAUGGAAUUGACGCAUUACUUAAAAUUAGAAAAAGAAAAAUUGACGAUAAUGUCUUCUUAUAAAGACGCUGAAUUUAUUAAGCUUCGUAAUGCUAUCAAAGAGUUGCAAAAUAACAUUGCUGAUCAGUUAGUGGGUCUGAGAGAAUUCCCAACAGAUAACGGAGUGAUACUUCCGGAUCAUCAUUCCACAAUGAUUGCCGGUAAAACUGUUUGUUCAACUCCAUCGCCAACGUUACACAAAUCACCUGAAGCACAAGUAUGGCGAAAUAGAUCUGAUUUAUCAGACUCCACGAUCAAUCCACGUGAUUCAAAUGCACCUGCAACUCAUCAACAAAUACCACUAUCCAAUACAAAUAACGAGACUAACAAUGAUAAAUUUCAAGAAAAAACUCAUUUAGAAUUUAUUAGUCUUGCUGGCGAGGAAUCUUUGCAUUCAUUAUCAUCAAAAAGUAAUCAUGAUUUAAAAAGUAUUGAUGAAGUGGAUACAAGUAAAAAUAAUAAUGAAUCACAAGAUAAACGAACAAAAAUAAAUUCAAAGUUAAAUAAAGUAAUAAGUAAAAACAAAUCCAAAUUACGUGGUGAUAGUAAAUUACAAUUAACUAAUGAUAAUGGUUAUCAUGAUAGUAAUAUGUAUUCAGUUAAUUUUAUAGACAAAGAUAUGGAGAACGAAAUUAAAAUAAUGUAUGAAAAUAUGAGACAGAAAAUACGAAUUCCUGUUAACGUACCAAGUCCGCCACGUAAUUUUCCAAAUCCCGAUUGGAGUGACAGUACAUUGCCUACGAUGAGUAUAUCAGAGUCGACCUCUGCUUGAUAAAAUUAAAAAAAAAAUAAAAAUUAAAUAAUUUUUUUAUUACUAUGUUAAAAAAUUUAUUUCCUUAUUUUUUUAUUCGUAGUUUUUAAUUUAUUAUCAUUUCU
Microplitis demolitor is the source of this 2393-nucleotide messenger RNA. RefSeq names its product putative mediator of RNA polymerase II transcription subunit 24. The coding region runs from base 379 to 2289 and encodes 636 amino acids. The transcript is spliced from 6 exons. NCBI's taxonomy places the organism in Eukaryota, Metazoa, Arthropoda, Insecta, Hymenoptera, Braconidae. The record is from RefSeq and is a predicted model, not a curated record.